Molecule: messenger RNA, 1218 nt
Organism: Pipistrellus nathusii (Nathusius's pipistrelle)
Lineage: Eukaryota; Metazoa; Chordata; Mammalia; Chiroptera; Vespertilionidae
Source: the annotation of a GenBank genome assembly
AUGGAGCUUUCUUACCAGACCAUAAAAGUCACGCAUCAGGCACGGGAAGCGGAGGUUGUCAAUAACACUGGCAUGGAGAAUGCUGACUUUGGCUUAAACAUAUCAGGAAUCACCAGAGGCCGUGGAGGAGAAAAUGUCCGUCUACAAAAAGGCCAAAUCAUUGACUUCCGAGGGCUGCUCACAGAUGCUAUCAAAGGAGCAACCAACGAACUUGGCUCAAAUAGCUUUGAAUGUAACCCAGACCCUGCGGAACGACUGCUGAAACCUCUGAGUGCAUUUAUUGGCAUGAACAGUGAGAUGAGAGAACUGGCAACUGUGGUGAGCCGGGACAUUUAUCUCCAUAAUCCAAACAUAAAGUGGGAUGACAUUAUUGGACUCGAUGCAGCCAAGCAGUUAGUCAAAGAAGCUGUGGUGUAUCCUAUAAGGUACCCACAGCUGUUUACAGGAAUUCUCUCCCCUUGGAAAGGACUAUUGCUCUAUGGCCCUCCAGGUACAGGAAAGACUUUGCUGGCCAAAGCUGUGGCCACGGAAUGCAAAACAACCUUCUUUAACAUUUCUGCAUCUACCAUUGUCAGCAAAUGGAGAGGAGAUUCAGAAAAACUUGUUCGGGUGUUAUUUGAACUUGCUCGCUACCAUGCCCCCUCCACCAUCUUCCUGGACGAGCUGGAGUCGGUGAUGAGUCAGAGAGGCACGGCUCCCGGGGGAGAGCAUGAAGGAAGCCUUCGGAUGAAGACGGAGCUGCUGGUGCAGAUGGAUGGGCUGGCUCGUUCGGAAGAUCUCGUGUUUGUCUUAGCUGCUUCCAACCUGCCCUGGGAACUGGACUGUGCCAUGUUGCGCCGCCUGGAGAAGAGGAUCCUGGUUGACCUUCCCAGCCAGGAAGCCAGGAAAGCCAUGAUCUACCACUGGCUGCCCCCAUUGAGCAAGAGCAGAGCGCUGGAGCUGCGCACAGAGCUGGAGUACGGCACUCUGAGCCAGGAGACCGAGGGCUACUCAGGCUCAGACAUUAAGCUGGUCUGCAGGGAAGCAGCAAUGAGGCCCGUGAGGAAGAUCUUCAAUGCACUUGAAGAUCACCAGUCAGAGAGCAGCGAUUUACCUGGGAUCCAGCUGGCCACAGUGACCACUGCUGACUUUUUGGAUGUGUUAGCUCACACCAAGCCCUCAGCAAAGAAUCUGACUCAGAGAUACUCAGCCUGGCAAAGUGAGUUUGAAUCUGUUUGA